Molecule: messenger RNA, 582 nt
Organism: Anisakis simplex (herring worm)
Lineage: Eukaryota; Metazoa; Nematoda; Chromadorea; Rhabditida; Anisakidae
Source: the annotation of a GenBank genome assembly
AUGUCCAGGAUUGCGCCAGAAGAUCUAGACGCAACAGCUACGAUGGCUUGGAGCCGUAUGGCUUCAUGCUCCGUAGAUGAGACCGAUGGAGAGGAACAGAAGAAAGAUCACGCGCUAAAACUGGACUGGUUCACGCAUAAGAUUCGAAUAUUAUUCACGGUUCGAAUGUUUACCGCCGCCCUGAUGUGUCUAUGCUUUAUAGCACUUUCAAUAACAACCUCAAAUCUUGCCGGUACAAUGGUCUGUAUGUUCGCACCCAAACCUGAAGCACCCAUGCGUGUCAAAAGAUUCAUGAACGAAUCGAGAGCGAAACAAUAUUUCGUUGAGGACUUGAUAGGAAAGCUGGCUAAUGAGACGAACGAGUGGAAAAAUGAAUCACUGCUGCAAACUUGUGAGUGGUCAAUGAUCACGAAUGCAAUUGAUCGUUAUCCAGCAGAAUCUGAUGAUGGAAGCGCUCUUGACACACUGCAACAAUACGAAUCCAGAAAUCUCGCUAGGCGGUUGAGCAGUCAAAUUGAAAUGCGUCCUUGCCGUGAGGAAGAUCCAACGUUGGAAUGGACGUCCUUACAGAAAGGUAGUUAG